GAAUUCCAAGACUGCAACAGGUUGCAUGGGGUGGAAACCUGUCAGGUGUGCGGCUUGAUAGCAGCCUCUGCCACGAAGAGCCUGGCAGUUCCGCGGGGACUGGAGAGCAGCUCAAGGGAAGGAGCGCAGUGGAACGGAGCCGAUCCAGGGCAUUCCCAGAAUGGCACCUUGGUGGAAGGGAAAGGCAAUAUAGCAUUGGAGACCUCGACCAAGAGCAAAAUCAGAGGAACCCCUUGGGAAGGCAACCACAAGCAGCCUCAGCCUCAAAGUGGGGCUGACACUGAUAGAGACCUGCCUUGUCUUAAUCCCAGCAUGGAGAAAGUUGCCCGCUCCCAUCAAAACAAGCCGGGAGGCCCUGCCUCAAGCCCUUUGCUGCGGAGGAAGAAAAACCCUCCUGACGCGGUCAAGAAGACACCCUUUGGCAAAGUGUCGGCAGCCUCUCAGAAGGUCGAAAGAGGAGACACCAGAGCCAGCAGCCCCUCUAAAGUGUCUAAGCUGCUUGAGGCCUGGGAGAAAGGACUCGUGGGGACGGACGCCAGUGGCCCAGCUCCUUCCGCUGAAACCAGGCCCUCCCGUUCCCCCGUACCUACCAGGCGCUUAAUUUCAACCCCAGAAGGUGCCCAUGUUUUUCAUCCCACCGCUUAUAGGAAUUCCUUACCCUCCAACGUGACCUCUGUGAAUGCCAAGCGAUGCCUUUCUCCAGCAAAUGCCAAGCAGUCUUUUUCUCCAGUGGGGAGAAGGAAAUCCACUUUCUCGGAGGAGACCAAGCGUUCGUGUUCUCCUGAUCCUCGGCGUCCUUCUGGGACAACAGCAGAAAACCGCAGGUCCCAGUCUCCGGCAGAGAAGAGGCAGCCUCCUCCACCACCAGCAAAGCCACAGCUCCCUCCCCCACUCAAGGCCAAGCCAACACAUGUGCCCCCCUUGCCGACAGGUGGCAUCCAUUCACGUUCCCCGGUAGGGAGGAAAGAUGCCCCUUCCAGAACAGAGAAUCACUCCUUCUCAUCCCUGGAUGAUACCCAGCACUCAUCCUGCUUGGCAGGAAACAGGUCCUCCUAUUCAGUGACUGAUAUGAGGCGUUUGUAUUCCGGAGAAAGCACCACAGCUUCUUCAACAGUGGACACCAGGCGGCCAUUCACCUUAGCGGAAAGCAGGAGCAAGUCUCCCUCCUCCAAUGCCAGGAGCUCACCUUCCCGAGCGGUCCCAAAGAGUUCCUCACCCUCCUUGGAUGUCAGGUAUCCAUCCCCUCCUCCAGACAAUAGAUGGUUUUCCUCCUCCGCAGAUGCCAGGUGCCCUUCCCCGGCAGAGAUCAACAGCUUGCCACCUCCACCAGAUACCCUACUCUUCUCCUGCCCGGCAAACAACUGGCGCUCUUCAUCCCCAGCAGAGGCUGGGGUCUGCCCUUCCUUGGUGGACUCCAGAAGCUUCUCUCCCACAGCAAUGGAGGGGCAUUCCUGCUCUCCCAACCCACAGAGAAAUUUUACUGCUCAUGGACCUGUUUUUUCUCAAGUUUAUUCCCGACUUCCCAAGCCGAAGUGCCCGGGGAAGAAAGAGAUGCAAGAUGGCGUCAGUAGCAGAGUGACUGAAUCACCUGGAGCCACACACUCUCCGGCUGAUGUGCACAGUCCUGGGGACACCGGAUUCCAGAAAGAGAAUCAGGCCACAGACGUAAAUGGACUGCGAGAAGAGAAUUUGGGCCUUUCUCAUGACAGCUCAAGUGGAACCGUCUCCCAGAAAGAAGGCCAUGUGCUCAAUGGGGAUGUCUCCAAGUUGGACACUGGAUCCCUGAAGGAAAACAAUGUCGCUGAUGCUUUGGCACGUCUAUCCUUACGGGAAAGUUCUCCCAACACCCUCAAUUCUAUUUCAUUCUCCGGGUCUCCGGGGAGAAAUUACACGCCCUCUGCCCCGAGCUCUGCAGUUCCUGAGGAGCGUUUUGUGUUCAAGCCAGUCCAGAACACCGUCUGUUCCAGCACUGUAGCCAAAUCCCAUGCCCAGUGGAAUGGCCCCAAGGGGAACAACACGAUUGUUUUUAGAGCCCAACAGCAAGUGAUUGUGCCUCAGCCCGGAUGCUCCACCAUUUACCAAGUUGGGCGAGAGUUGGUUAUGUCUGGAUCAGGAAACACCAGCCAGAGCCAGCGAGAGAAACCCUUUGCUCCCAGCUCCAGCACUGCGUUGGAAGAAUCCUGGCCACCCCAGCCUGAUCUCCCCCAUGCCAAGUCUCCGCAAAGAGCCUGCUCCUCCUUCCCCAAAUCUCACAUCUUCUCCGCACCAGAGUCACAGCCUGAGAAUGGCAUGACUCACUCUCAAAAUGCCAAUGUGAGGGAUGCCCAGAGGCCAAGGUGUGUGCCUGCGCCGAGCCCCAACUGCACAUCAAACAGAGAGGCAGCUAUCGCUAGGGAGGGAGUAGUUCCAUUCAGCGCAGCCCAGAGAGACGGCAGCCUGCCCAGCAAUUCUGCCUCCCAGAAGCCCAGCAACCUGUUCACAGGGAGCAGGUCUGAACAGGAGCGAGGCAUGCCCACUGCAGGAGGCCUAAUAACCAACGGGCCAGAUCAAGAGAGCAGCUGGCUAGGCGUGGGAAAAGCCAGCUUAUCUGCCAAGAGGAGAAAUGAGUGCCCCUUGGACACUGCAGAGGAAAUCAGAAUCUCUACUGCAUCUCAGCCAAGUUCUCCAGGGGAUCAUAAAGCCCGAACGCAGGAUGACGAACUGAAGAAAGAAAAGCAGAUUUCGGGCAAAGGCCCUCUGAUAUUUGCCCUGGAACAAGAGACUUCCCCUGCUGGGAGCCUAAGCUCCUUUUCAUGGCCCGAACCCCCAAGUGACUUAAUGAGAAGUUUCAGCCAGACAGGAGAACAGGAGCCCGAGGAAGCUGUGGAGGAAAUGGAGCAUUUUGUGGACACCCUGCGCAACAUGGACCCUGCUGAGCUUCGGAAGCCUUCAAAGGCCCUCUCCAGGACGCCACGCCCUUCCUCUCUUGCCAAGCACACCGUCCUCCCGCCUAUUGAUGAGAACCACAUCGCUCCCAAGUCAAAGGCUUCUUUCCCAAUAGCAUUAGACCAGCUGUUUUCUCUCAGUGAGGAAAACCUGGAGGAAGGAACAGGAACCAAGGGGGAGGAGCCAGGAUUGGCAAAAGAAGACACGGAGGAGAUCGAGAACCCUUAUCUCAAUAAAGAAGAGAAACCAUGGGAUAGCAGCAUAGGCAGGAGAUCAUCCUUUUGGGAAAGUCAGCAGUGCAAGACCGAGGAAGACUCUGGACCUCCUUUCCCUGGAAAAUUUCACCAAAGCCUGGGAGAUGUCAAGGCUGGCGUCAUUGCCCCCAGAACGAUUGUAAAUCAUCCGUCCAACUUGAUUAGAACCAAUGUUCUCUCAGGGAUGGCUCUUUUGUCCAACUUCAUAGACAGAAAGGUUGUGGAAGACAAGCCGUAUUCUCGCUUGGACAACAGCUUCCUUUAUAGCAAGUUCAUCUCCCCAGAAAAGGCUGAAUCCAAGAGCCUAGCGAAAAAGAAGGACAUGAGCCCAGUUAUCCAGAAAAACAGCAGCCAGGCGGCCCCAAGUGCCCAUCAGCAAGACACAGCUCACAAGGGAUUACCACUAAGUGCACUCCAUGCUGGGCACAACUUCAGAGCUCCGGACACAGGUGUUGGUUCCAAGCAGGUUAUCCUUCUGUCCAAGGAAGCAGAAUCCUUGAUGCAGUCAGAAAUUCAGAUGAUGAGAAACCGGAAGCAUCGCAGCGAGAUUGGUUGGAAAAAUCGCGAGUCUGAUGAGCACCAAGAAAAUCCAGCCGAAAAAAAUGCUGCCGGGAAGUCUUUGGACCAGAACCAUCCUGGAGAAUCCCUCUCUUUAAAAUCCAGUUUCCGUUACCUUUUGACCGACUUCACCAUCACUGCCCUUGCUUCCCUGGAGGACACAAAAGGAAAAG
Messenger RNA from Thamnophis sirtalis, 3910 nucleotides. Lineage: Eukaryota; Metazoa; Chordata; Lepidosauria; Squamata; Natricidae. The record is from RefSeq and is a predicted model, not a curated record.